AGGAGUAUUAAUUAUUAAAAAAAAUCGCGUCUAAUUAUAAAUAAAAUAAAACAAACUCAUGUAAAUUUAUAAACAAUUAUAAUUAGUAAUCGUGUUUUAAAUUAAACAAGUCGCUACUGAUUGAAGUGUUUUAAUAAUAAAUUAUACAUUAAAUGCUUAAAAUUCUAAUAGUGUGGUGUCAAAGUCGUGACGUUUAUUUAAUAAAGAGUAUUUUUAAAGUUAUCAAUUUAAAAUAAAAUAAAAUAAAACACAACGAACUGGCAUAAAUUUGUGAAAAUUUUAAUAAAAUUUUAUACAAUUUUAAUUUAUAAAACAUCGAAAUGUACACGAAAAAUAUGCUUUAUUAUAAACUGGUUUCCCCGAUACCUUUGCAAAUAAUUCUGAGGUGACGUCAUGGCUUGGACCAAGGAAUUAGAUGAGGCUGCUAUACUGGCCACCAAAAGAGGCUGGUGGCAUAUUCUCCUCUUUUAUUUGCUGUGCGGAUUGGCUGGAAUACCGACGUCAUUUUUAAUUUUCUCACAGGUGUUCACCAAUGCAUCGCCAGAACACUGGUGUGCUCCUCCCCAAGAAUUAGAGGCUCUAGAGCUACCAGGUGACCUACUUCGAUCUCUCACUGUACCAAGGCAGCAUGACGUCUACGAAGGUUGCAGAGCGUAUAGUGUCGACACACAGGCGUUGUACGAGGCGCUCAGUGACUAUGUGCAUGAAAGUACAAGAUAUGUGUACGAAGGUGGCGGUAUGCGGAUGGUCACAAUCCGUCAAUUGUUGCCAGCUGAAGGCGAAGAGAAACGAAAAAAACAAAUAACAGAAAUAGAAGAAGCAAUUCUAGCAUUAAGAAGUGAGAAUUCUACUGCCUGCAUCAAUGGCUGGCGUUACAGUACAGAACAUUAUGAGAGGACCUUAGUCACUGAGUUUUCCCUGUUUUGUGACAAAGACUGGUUACCAAGAACAGCCAAUACACUUUUCUGGGUCGGAUCUAUAUUUGGAAAUCUCUUCUUUGGAUGGAUGUCUGAUAGGUAUGGUCGUCGCCCUACAAUAUUGCUGAUGAUCCUUCUAGAAGUCCCUUUGACGAUUGCAGCAUCUUUUCCCACUUCGUAUUGGAGUUAUGUAGCUGUAAGGGUUGUCAGUGGAUUGUUUUUCCCAGCACUGUAUCAGCUUCCAUUUGUACUAGCCCUGGAACUUAUGCCACCGCCAAGAAGAACUUAUACUGGUAUCGUCGUUGGAAUGCUGUUUGCUAGCGGCAUGUGCUUAUUAUCUUUACUAGCGUAUAUAUUUAGAGACUGGUUCUACUUAUCACUCGCUACUAGUUUACCUUUUAUCAUUUUAUAUGGUUACUAUUGGCUUAUACCAGAAUCUCCAAGAUGGCUCGUAGGUAGAGGUCGAAUAGCAGAAGCGGAGAAAGUAUUAAAGGAUCUUGCUAGAAAAAACGGUAUAACGCUGCACCGAGGUUUCCUCAUAGAAAUACAUAAAAGAAUAAAAGCAGAGGAGAGUGCGGAAGCAGAACUUACAAUUAGUUCCAAUGCAAAUGGGUAUAUAGGAAAUUAUCAAGAUAAUCCAGACAAAGAUGAAUACAUAGACAGAAGAAUUAGUAAUAUGCUUACAUUCAGACCAGACUUUACUAGGAUUUCAGAAGCAGAGCUAAGUAUUAAAGGAGACAAUAUAGAGAGAAUGAUUGCUCUUGAAGUUGCAGAAAUAGUAAAUAAAAAAGCAAAAUUAAAAAGUAGAGUAAGUGUUAAGGACGAUGAAUUGAAAAAUGAAAAUAUAAAUGAAGAAUCUCAAUUAAAUUCUGAAUUACAACAGAAGUCCACACAGACUGAUGCGUAUACAAAAUCUCCAGCAAGUACACUAAGAAGAAAAUCAAUACAGCUCAUGAAUAAAAUUCUCACUAAAGAUACUGUAGAGGAAGAUAUUAUAGAAAACAAACGAAUGGAUGAACAGAAUUCCGAGGGUGAUUGCAAAGCGUCACUGUUCGAUAUUUUUAGAUAUCCUAAUAUUAGAAAAAAGUUUUUCAUACUGACAUUCAAUUGGGUUGUUUUGGGUGUUGUUUAUAAUAGUUUAAGCUACAAUACCCCUAAUUUAGGUGUGGACGAUUAUUUAGCGUUUUUUAUAGGUGGAGCUGUAGAGUUGCCUUCAUAUUUCAUUGCGUGGGGCUGUAUGGAACGAUUUGGGAGACGAUGGGUUCUCUGUAUCUUUAUGAGUGUAGGCGGUGUGGCUUGUCUUAGCUGUGGUUUGGUUCCUGAAGCAUGGCCUUGGGUAACAGUCACGCUGGCUAUGCUGGGUCGGCUAUGCAUAGCGGCAUCUUUCGCUGUAUUUUACGUUCAGAUUGGGGAGCUUCUACCUACUGUCUUAAGAUCACAGGCUAUGGGAGCUGCGUCGUUUAUAGCAGGACUAGGCUUAUUGGCUUGUCCAUAUAUUGUAUAUUUGUCUGUAUACGCUCGAGCUCUGCCGCUUAUUCUAAUGGGAGUGCUCAGCGUGAUUGGAGGGAUCACAUCGCUCUUUCUACCAGAAACCUUGAAUCAGCCGCUGCCGCAAACGUUAGGCGACGGCGAAAUAUUUGGAAGGAAUUUUAAAUUGUUGAGUUGUGUGCAACCGGCUACCGUUGUUUAGAUUUUAACAUUAAAUAAAAUGAAUUUAUUUUGAUAGAAUGUACGUAGUUUUAGAUGAAAGAGGUAUACAUUUCCCGCAUACAUUCUGCCUCUAUGUCGACGUGCAUAACAACAUGAGAAUGUGCCUUACAUUAUUUGUAUAAAUCAGACCACAUUUACUAGAGGGAGACUUUGUACAAAAGUCGUUUGCUUGGGCACCUCUGUACCAUUCGU
Galleria mellonella (greater wax moth) is the source of this 2819-nucleotide messenger RNA. RefSeq lists its product as uncharacterized. Gene Ontology annotation, molecular function: transmembrane transporter activity. Gene Ontology annotation, cellular component: membrane. Gene Ontology annotation, biological process: transmembrane transport. Bases 394 to 2607 code for a protein of 737 amino acids. The record is from RefSeq and is a predicted model, not a curated record. The transcript has 12 exons. Lineage: Eukaryota; Metazoa; Arthropoda; Insecta; Lepidoptera; Pyralidae.